AUGGCGGUCACCACUCCUGCACCGUUUUCUUCGCUUCCUCCUGAGAUCCUCCUUCACAUACUCAACCAUCUGGCUUUUAGCGACAUUUUGAGGUUCGCGAGAACAUCCAAACAGCACUAUGCGGCCUCGGCACUCGCUUUACAAGAGCUUCAACUCGCAGUUCUCCCCAGGCGUGUUCACGGCAAGUUGGCUUUCCUCCACAGCGCCAACGUGAAUGACCCCGACUACGCUUCUGGCCUCGAGGGCCAGGAUUCGCUCGCUCGGAACCAAGUCAUCGUCACUUCUUGUCUUGAAAACCCGGUGAUGUGGCAAAACAGGCACGAAUUACACCCUUCGCCCGCCCGGUAUCGAGAGGAACUGAUCCAGUUGCAGAACGCUCUGGCGUAUUCGGCCCUGGUUUCUUCCACACUUGUCAAUCUGCAGUCCUUGACAUUGCACAUGUACGACAUAGUGUCGGCGCCGUUGACGGAGCUACUGGCCACUCGAUUUCUCAAGCUUCGCCAUCUUCAUCUGAACUUCAAGCACCGUUAUAUUCACGACACAUGUCUACCUGCAGGUUAUUGGGAGCACGCCGAGCUUUUGCGGGGGAGCCCGGCGUGGAAUGCACUGGCAGGUCUGGGCCACAGGCACGAGUCAAAACUAAAACUCCACCAUUUGGAAAGUCUGACUCUUGAGAGGGCUGGCAUCACAGAGGCACAGCUGAGAAAGUGGAUUCAGCAAAAUCCUGGCCUGAGAGAGUUGCAGCUGGUCAACUGUCUGGGUGUAGAUUCCUCAUUUGUCAAAUGGCUCGGUCAGUACUACAGCGACAACUGGGAUAGGUCUCCUCAUCCGACAAAAAAGUUGAAGCAUUUGGCUUUUGAAGAGUGUGCGUAUCUAUCCCUCGGCACAGCAGAAUCAUACAGUUGGCUCGACUCACUGCUGGUUCCUGGUGUCGGUGUGCAAAGCACCAAGAUCACAGACGACUCCUCCGCUUCACCUUUGCGGACAUUAUCACUGUCCAAGUGCCCACUUACCUCGACAUUUGCCCUCCUUGAAUAUCUAGAUCAGAAGCCCCCACUGCUUGAUCGGAUUGGUCUACCCAGCGAUCGCGUCCUGGUUCGAGACUCAGCCUCGCGUCCUUCAAAGUACCCGCCCGCCGAAAGUCGGCCGGACCGAAUGACACUGAACACGAACACCGUCAAGACUGCUUUCGACACUUUGGGACCGUGUAACUCGAACUUCCCCAUUUCUAAGUACUUUGGCGAAAGCCUGUCGAGGUACAAAGAGUUGAGCGGAUAUGGUCGCGAAAGUCCUAUCUCUGCAGGCCAGAUCGAGCCGGAUACUACAUUGUGA
Molecule: messenger RNA, 1332 nt
Organism: Exophiala spinifera
Lineage: Eukaryota; Fungi; Ascomycota; Eurotiomycetes; Chaetothyriales; Herpotrichiellaceae
Exons: 1
Coding region: 1-1332 (443 amino acids)
Molecular function (GO): protein binding
Source: RefSeq, a predicted model, not a curated record